CUUUCUCUUCGCAAAAUGGCGGCUCCGGCUCCGGCUGCAGCCGCGGCUCCUCCCGCGGCCGCCCCGGCUCCCAGCCCGACCUCCGCUCCCUCUACACCGACGGCGGGCGCGCCCCCCUCCGCCGCGCCCCCUCCGCCCGCCGCCCCAGCGGCACCGCCACCCUCCGCGCCGCUGUCCGCCGCGCUCUCGGGUCCCUUCCCCGGCGGCCGCGUGGUGCGGCUGCACCCGGUCGUGCUCGCCUCCAUCGUGGACAGCUUCGAGCGGCGCAACGAGGGCGCGGCGCGGGUCAUCGGGACGCUGCUGGGCACUGUGGACAAGCACUCGGUGGAGGUCACUAACUGCUUCUCUGUCCCGCACAACGAGUCCGAGGAUGAGGUGGCUGUUGAUAUGGAGUUUGCCAAAAACAUGUACGAGUUGCACAAAAAGGUGUCUCCCAGCGAGAUCAUCUUGGGCUGGUAUGCAACAGGUCACGACAUCACAGAACAUUCUGUCCUGAUCCACGAGUACUACAGCCGGGAAGCGCACAAUCCAAUCCACCUCACUGUGGACACAAGUCUCCAGAAUUCACGCAUGAGCAUUAAAGCCUACGUCAGUGCCCCAAUGGGAGUCCCUGGUAAAACUAUGGGCGUGAUGUUCACACCACUGACAGUGAAGUACGUCUAUUACGACACAGAGCGGAUAGGAGUGGAUCUCAUAAUGAAGACCUGCUUUAGCCCUAAUCGAGUGAUUGGCUUGUCCAGUGACUUACAGCAGGUGGGGUCAGCCUCAGCCAGGAUUCAGGACACCCUGGGUAUGGUGCUACAGUAUGCAGAGGAUGUAUUGUCUGGCAAAGUGGCUGCUGACAACACCGUGGGGCGUUUUCUGAUGGAUCUUAUUAACCAGGUGCCAAAGAUUUCACCAGAGGACUUUGAGACCAUGUUGAACAGCAAUAUUAAUGACCUUCUGAUGGUAACCUACUUGGCAAACCUCACGCAGUCACAGAUUGCUCUCAAUGAAAAACUUCUGAGUUUAUAAAGAAACUUCUGCCACCUUACACUUCAAAGAGCCUCAAGAGUGAGCAGAUACACACUUUUCCUCAAGAGUGAGCAGAUACACACUUUUCAUGGUGAUGUUACAAAUUCCCUUGGACCUUAACUUAAUUACCUAAACAAUUUGGUUUACAUCUUCAUUUCUGCUUCCCUGGAAAAUCCCUGACGUGGUUUAGGAAAUGAAUAGGAACUCCUGCAGUUUGGAUGAGCCCAGUAUUUUAAAAUGGAAUAAGUGAAUCUUUUGUCUUCUGGGUUUAUCUGUUUGUGUAACAAAAUACAGCUUUAAUGUAAGAAAUUAUUUGAAAUAAAGUUCAAUUGUAUUGGCAAGAAUA
This is a messenger RNA of Lagopus muta (rock ptarmigan), 1360 nucleotides long. It is a transcript of the gene EIF3F, whose product is annotated as eukaryotic translation initiation factor 3 subunit F. Gene Ontology annotation, cellular component: eukaryotic translation initiation factor 3 complex, eIF3m. Gene Ontology annotation, biological process: translational initiation. The record is from RefSeq and is a predicted model, not a curated record. Lineage: Eukaryota; Metazoa; Chordata; Aves; Galliformes; Phasianidae. The transcript has 8 exons. The coding region runs from base 16 to 1014 and encodes 332 amino acids. Gene Ontology annotation, molecular function: metallopeptidase activity; translation initiation factor binding; translation initiation factor activity.